Nerophis lumbriciformis (worm pipefish) is the source of this 1371-nucleotide messenger RNA. The record is from RefSeq and is a predicted model, not a curated record. NCBI's taxonomy places the organism in Eukaryota, Metazoa, Chordata, Actinopteri, Syngnathiformes, Syngnathidae.
AUGGCGGAUUCGCAGUCAGAGGUGGAUGUCUUGGUCCAAAGAGUAGUUAAAGACAUUACUAAUGCAUUUAAGAGGAACCCUAAUAUUGAUGAGUUUGGUGUGAUUCCGUGCCCGGAGGGACGAUACAAUCGCAGCCCCAUCGUGGUGGUGGAGAACAAAUUGGGUGUUGAAAGCUGGUGUGUCAAAUUUUUGCUGCCAUAUGUACACAACAAGCUGUUACUCUACCGCCAGAGGAAGCACAGGCUGGAUAAGGAAGCUCUAGUGGAUAUAACAUCCACCCUGUUGUUGCUUAAUCCUGACUUCACCACUGCAUGGAAUGUCAGGAAGGAGUUGAUUCAGAGUGGAGUUCUUAAUGCAGAAAAGGAUCUAUACCUUGGCAAGUUGGCGCUUACUAAAUUCCCGAAGAGUCCGGAGACCUGGAUACAUCGACGCUGGGUAUUGCAGCAAAUCCUGAUGCGUUACUCAGCUGCAGAUGGUAGUGGAAAGCAGUCGGAGGGUGAAACCGAGCAGGCAGAUGUAGAAAGGAACCAGCAAUCAAGUUACCAACUUGCUCAAAUGCUUCACCAAGAGCUAAAGGUCUGCUCCGAUGCUGCAUGUAGUUAUCCCAGCAACUACAAUGCAUGGUCCCACCGCAUUUGGGUGCUGCAACACAUGGCCAAAGGCAAUAUCAAGGUUUUCCAUGAUGAGCUUUCCACCAUGCGUCAAUGGGUGUCAAUGCAUGUAUCAGACCACAGCGGCUUUCACUACCGCCAAUAUCUGCUCAAGGAGUUGAUCGAAGAGUUUUCUCUGACACCAGCUCCCAGCAGAAAAUGUUCACCCCAGCAUCAUUCCAGGACAGUGCCCAACAACUGCCUCUUACGCUCCAUCAAUGUUCUGGCUAAUGGUGAACAGUUGGGAAUAGAGACAAUGGAUGAAGAUAAGGAGCUUGAAUUAGCAAAACUGUUUGAGCUCUUCUAUCAGGAAAUGGAACUUUGCUCAGACCUGAUCCGGUCCUUCCCGGGCCACGAGACCCUGUGGAGUCACAGGCGGCAUGUCUUCUAUUUGUGGCACCAAUGGAGGUGGGAACACCAGCUGUACUACUUCGACAGUAAUGGAGAGGCUGUCCUCCAUAAUGGUGACACAGCCCAACUGAAGCCAGGUGCUCAAAGCCGUGAAGAUUGGGGAGCAGGCACUAUGGAGGUAGAUGGCAUAGCUUUGCCUCGUGACAGCAAGCGUCUGAAAAGGGGUCUCCGUCUGUCAAGCCUCCCCAGCCUGUCCUCAGAGUCCACAUUUCUUAGCGCUAUCCUGGACAGGCAAUGUAACCCAGAGCAGAGACACUUUGGCCUGGCAUACAAAAAGUGGUUAGACUCAGUAAUUGGUAAGGAGCUUUGA